This is a messenger RNA of Prionailurus viverrinus (fishing cat), 2217 nucleotides long. Its product is annotated as UDP-glucuronosyltransferase 2A1. Gene Ontology annotation, molecular function: UDP-glycosyltransferase activity. The transcript has 7 exons. NCBI's taxonomy places the organism in Eukaryota, Metazoa, Chordata, Mammalia, Carnivora, Felidae. The coding region runs from base 1 to 2217 and encodes 738 amino acids. The record is from RefSeq and is a predicted model, not a curated record.
AUGUUAAACAAGAACAUUCUGCUGUUGUGUCUCCAGAUUAGUCUCCUAGGAAUCACUCUUGGUGGGAAUGUUCUGAUUUGGCCAAUGGAAGGUAGUCAUUGGCUGAACAUUAAGAUAAUUAUAGAUGAGUUGAUUGAAAAAGAGCAUAAUGUGACUGUUUUAGUUGCCUCUGGUGCACUUUUCAUCACGCCAACCUCGACCCCAUCUCUGACAUUUGAAAUAUAUAAGGUGGCCUUUGGCAAAGAAAGAAUAGAAGGACUGAUCAAGGACUUUGUUUUGACAUGGAUGGAAAAGAGGCCAUCUCCUUCAACCAUUUGGAGAUUCUAUCAAGAUAUAGCCAAAGUCAUCAAGGACUUCCACAUGAUAUCUAGAGAAAUCUGUGAUGGUGUUCUUAAAAACCAAAAGCUGAUGGAAAAGCUGAAGAAAAGCAAAUUUGAGGUCCUGAUAUCAGAUCCAGUAUUUCCUUGUGGUGAUAUAGUAGCUUUAAAGCUGGGAAUUCCAUUUAUGUACUCCCUCAGGUUUUCUCCAGCCUCAACAGUGGAAAAGCAUUGUGGGAAGGUACCAUACCCUCCUUCCUAUGUUCCUGCCACUUUAUCAGAACUCACGGACCAGAUGUCUUUCACUGACAGAAUAAGAAAUUUCAUCUCCUACAGUCUACAGGACUACAUGUUUAACACUCUUUGGAAAUCAUGGGAUUCCUACUAUAGUAAAGCUUUGGAUGGUAGCCAUUGGUUAAAUAUUGAGCUCAUUCUAGAAGAGCUGAUCCAAAGAAAUCACAAUGUGACUGUACUGGCUUCAUCAGCAACUCUAUUCAUCAACUCCAAUCCUGAUUCUCCUGUGAAUUUUGAAGUGAUACCUAUCUCCUAUAAGAGCAGCAAUAUAGACUCCUUAAUUGAACACAUGAUAAUGCUGUGGAUAGACCACAGACCAACUCCUCUCACUCUCUGGACUUUCUACAAAGAACUAGGAAAAUUUCUAGAUGCUGCUUUUCGAAUGAAUAUACAAAUCUGUGAUGGAGUAUUAAACAACACCAAGUUACUGGCAAGACUCCAGGAAGGUGGUUUUGAUGUGUUGUUAGCAGACCCAGUAACUGUCUGUGGGGACCUGGUUGCUCUGAAAUUAGGAAUUCCAUUUGUGUACACACUGAGGUUCUCUCCAGCCUCAACAGUGGAGAGACACUGUGGGAAAAUCCCCGCACCUGCCUCCUAUGUUCCUGCAGCUUUGUCAGAGCUCACUGACCACAUGACCUUUGGUGAGAGGGUAAAAAAUACUAUAUCCUAUCUUCUGCAAGACUACAUAUUUGAAUCCUAUUGGGGAGAAUGGAAUUCAUACUACAGCAAAGUUCUAGGAAGACCCACUACAUUAUGUGAGGUUAUGGGGAAAGCAGAAAUUUGGUUAAUCCGGACAUAUUGGGAUUUUGAAUUUCCUCGUCCAUACUUACCUAAUUUUGAGUUUGUAGGAGGGUUGCACUGUAAACCUGCCAAACCAUUACCUAAGGAAAUGGAAGAAUUUGUCCAAAGUUCAGGUGAAGAUGGUAUUGUGGUGUUUUCUCUGGGGUCAAUGGUCAGAAACCUCUCAGAUGAAAAAGCCAAUCUCAUUGCCUCAGCCCUGGCCCAGAUUCCACAAAAGGUUUUAUGGAGAUACAAAGGAAAGAAACCAGCCACAUUAGGAGCCAAUACUCGGCUCUAUGAUUGGAUACCCCAGAAUGAUCUUCUUGGUCAUCCCAAAACAAAAGCUUUUAUCACUCAUGGUGGAACCAAUGGGAUCUAUGAAGCUAUUUAUCAUGGGGUUCCUAUGGUGGGAGUUCCCAUGUUUGCUGAUCAGCCUGAUAAUAUCGCUCACAUGAAGGCCAAAGGAGCAGCUGUGGAGGUGAACAUAAACACAAUGACAAGUGAAGAUCUGCUCAAAGCCUUGAGAACAGUCAUUAAUGAACCUUCUUAUAAAGAGAAUGCUACAAGGUUAUCAAGGAUUCAACAUGAUCAACCUGUAAAGCCCCUAGAUCGAGCAGUCUUCUGGAUAGAGUUUGUCAUGCGUCACAAAGGAGCCAAGCACCUGCGUCCAGCUGCCCAUGACCUCACCUGGUUCCAGUACCAUUCUUUCGAUGUGAUUGGUUUCCUGCUGGUCUGUGCAGCAACUGCUAUCUUCUUGGUCACAAAAUGUUGUUUGUUUUCUUGCCAAAAACUUGGUAAAACAGGAAAGAAGAAAAAGAGGGAAUAG